This is a messenger RNA of Pollicipes pollicipes, 1149 nucleotides long. Its product is annotated as glutathione S-transferase Mu 5. Gene Ontology annotation, biological process: glutathione metabolic process. The record is from RefSeq and is a predicted model, not a curated record. The transcript is spliced from 6 exons. The coding region runs from base 245 to 895 and encodes 216 amino acids. Lineage: Eukaryota; Metazoa; Arthropoda; Thecostraca; Pollicipedomorpha; Pollicipedidae. Gene Ontology annotation, molecular function: glutathione transferase activity.
CAACCAAACGCCAGCAAGACUUCGCUUCCUCACCUUUCCCAUGUGUGCAAAAUGGACUAGUCCAAACGCUUAUGGCGUUAGUCGUUAGCCGCACGGCCAAUGAGCGCGCUCUCGUGACUUGUUAAAAAAAUAACGACCACCAGUUCGCGCCGAGUUUGCGGGGCAGGCAUCAUACCUCACUCCGGUUGUUAUUCAAGGUCUUCUGAACAGACAUCACAUCUAGUGAUUGCACCAAAAGCUCAUUAUGGAACUUGGGUACUGGAACAUCCGUGGCCUGGCACAGCCCAUCCGCCUGCUGCUGGAGUACACCGGAGAGAAGUUUGAAGACAAGAAAUACCAAUGUGGUCCGCCGCCAGACUACGACAAGUCCUGUUGGUUCGAUGUCAAAGAGAAGCUCAAGCUGGACUUUCCCAAUCUGCCGUACCUCAUCGACGGCGACACGCGCAUCACGCAGAGCAACGCAAUCGUGCGCUACAUCGGCCGCAAGCACGACCUGCUCGGCAAGACGGAGCCGGAACGGGUGCGCGUCGACAUCAUGGAGAACCAGUCCAUGGACUUCAGGAACGGCCUCGUGCAGCUCUGCUACAACCCCAACUUCGAUGAUCUGAAGGAUGGAUACCUGAAGAAAGUGAAGAGCGCGAUCGAGAGGUUCGCGAAGUUCCUUGGCGACCACGAGUGGUUUGCGGGAGGAAAUCUGACGGUGGUCGACUUCGUGAUGUACGAGCUGCUGGACCAGCACCGGCUGCUGGACGCCAGCCUCCUGGAGCCGCACGACAACCUCAAGAAGUUUCUGCACCGCUUCGAGGAGCUGGACGCCAUCAAGAAGUACAUGGCCAGCGACCGGUUUAUGAAGAGUCCGCUCAACAACGUGGCGGCCAAGUUCGGCAACAAGUGAUAACUGCUGGCCCAUGGGUACCAAAUGAUCACUGCAGUCGGCACUCCCGAAAACACUAAUAAUGAAAAAAGAUGACCCCUGGCUGGUGGCGGCUGUGUGGGGGAAGAGAGUCUGCCUUGCCUGCCUUGUCGGUCCUUUGUCUUUGGUGAUCAUUUUGGGCUUAUGCCUUCAGACAUGGCAGUCGUUACGUGGGGACAAUAAACGAUCGCCUGUAUGCUCGACCUCUGCUGCCACGUCGCGGCGGUGGGGCUUAA